Messenger RNA from Capsella rubella, 845 nucleotides. Its product is annotated as universal stress protein PHOS32. The record is from RefSeq and is a predicted model, not a curated record. The coding region runs from base 10 to 708 and encodes 232 amino acids. The transcript has 3 exons. Lineage: Eukaryota; Viridiplantae; Streptophyta; Magnoliopsida; Brassicales; Brassicaceae.
CACAAGAGAAUGGGGAAACCAGCUGGGUAUUGGGUGAAUAAGAUCAGGACAUCAUUCAAAGGAGGAUCGUCUUCGAGCAAAUCGUUGGAUGAAGGAAGCACUUCUGGUUCAAGAAAGAACGGUUCGAAGCAUAGUAAGAAUCUGAAAGCAGAGGAAGCUAAUAAGAAUGGUGGUGAAGGAGGAGUUCAAGUUGAGAGUGGGAGGAAAGUGAUGGUUGUUGUGGACACAACUUCACAAUCUAAGAAUGCUCUUCAAUGGGCAUUAACACAUUGUGUUCAAGAUGAAGACAAUAUCACUCUCCUCCAUGUUACAAAAACACCCGUAGGACAAGCUAUAGAUGAGACACAAAGGGAGAGAAACUCAAGGGCUCAUGAAUUAGUUCAUCCGUUGAAGAACUUUUGCCAACUCAAGAAACCUAACGUCAAAACAGAGGUAGUGGUGGUGGAGACGGCAGAGGAGAAAGGGAAGACGAUAGUUGAGGAAUCAAAGAAACAAGGAGCAGGAGUUUUGGUUCUAGGGCAGAGAAAGAGAACCUCCAAGUGGCGCGUGAUCUGGAAAUGGCGUGCGAAGGGAGGAAUGGGAGGAGGAGUUGUUGAGUAUUGCAUUCAUAACUCUGAUUGUAUGGCUAUUGCCGUAAGGAAGAAGAGUAACAAUGGAGGUUACUUGAUCACCACGAAACGUCACAAAGAUUUCUGGCUCUUGGCUUAAUUAUCUCAUUAUUACAUCACACCAAAUUGAUCUUAAAUUCCACUUUUUAUUUUGUAAUCGAAAUGAAUCUUUCCAAAUUGAUGGUCUGUAUUCGUCAAAAGAAUUUGUUUUCAUGUAAAGACUUUAUAAUUUGUCAA